Molecule: messenger RNA, 405 nt
Organism: Aspergillus tubingensis
Lineage: Eukaryota; Fungi; Ascomycota; Eurotiomycetes; Eurotiales; Aspergillaceae
Product: lysine-specific histone demethylase Aof2
Exons: 1
Coding region: 1-405 (134 amino acids)
Source: RefSeq, a predicted model, not a curated record
AUGUGGCGCCAGGCCAGCGAGGAGGUGAAACGACCCUACUUGGAGCAGAUAGAGGUCAAUCGACAGGCCAAUGCGAAGAUCUGGGAUACCUGGCGUCGCGACAAUGCGGAAUGGGAGAAGAAGUCGUACGAGGUCAAGGAUCGGUGGUGUGCUGCGAAUCCAUUUGCAAACUGGGGACAGCCUGCAUCGUCGCAGGAACCAAGUACAACCAUUGCUCCGGAGUCUUCCCAUCAGUCUGCGAGUGCUAACCAGUCUGGCCCUUUGCUGAUCUCGCAUGAUGCCAAUGCUGCUGUUGCUAAAAUUAACGGGGCUGCUGCUGCCGCCGGAUCUGUUAUGUUGCCUAGUCAGCCAGAGGCGCCAGCUACAGCGACUGCAAAUGGCACUUUGGGAGAUAGUGCUCGAUAA